This is a messenger RNA of Myodes glareolus (Bank vole), 2498 nucleotides long. RefSeq names its product protein phosphatase, Mg2+/Mn2+ dependent 1H (gene Ppm1h). The record is from RefSeq and is a predicted model, not a curated record. Gene Ontology annotation, biological process: protein dephosphorylation. NCBI's taxonomy places the organism in Eukaryota, Metazoa, Chordata, Mammalia, Rodentia, Cricetidae. Gene Ontology annotation, molecular function: [pyruvate dehydrogenase (acetyl-transferring)]-phosphatase activity. Gene Ontology annotation, cellular component: mitochondrion.
AUGCGUGUAGAGACCCGGCGGCUGCCCUGGGCCACCGGCUAUGCAGAGGUUAUCAAUGCCGGGAAGAGCACGCACAAUGAGGACCAGGCCAGCUGUGAGGUGCUCACUGUGAAGAAGAAAGUUGGGACCGUGACUUCCACCCCAAACAGAAACUCCAAGAGAAGGUCGUCCCUUCCCAACGGGGAAGGAUUGCAGUUAAAGGAGAACUCCGAGUCCGAGGGCAUCUCCUGCCACUACUGGUCUCUGUUUGAUGGUCACGCCGGCUCGGGGGCCGCUGUGGUGGCAUCGCGCCUGCUGCAGCACCACAUCACACAGCAGCUCCAGGAAAUCGUGGAGAUCCUGAAGAACUCCGCCAUCCUUCCCCCAACCUGCCUAGGGGAGGAGCCCGAGAGCACGCCGGUCCACGGCAGGACCCUAACCCGCGCAGCCUCACUGCGUGGAGGCGUGGGGGCCCCCGGCUCCCCUAGCACACCGCCCACACGCUUCUUCACUGAAAAGAAGAUCCCCCAUGAGUGUUUGGUCAUUGGGGCCCUGGAGAGCGCCUUCAAGGAAAUGGACCUCCAAAUAGAACGAGAGAGGAGUGCAUAUAACAUAUCUGGCGGCUGCACCGCCCUCAUUGUGCUGUGUCUUCUGGGGAAGCUGUAUGUGGCCAAUGCUGGGGACAGCAGGGCCAUAAUCAUCAGAAAUGGAGAAGUCAUCCCCAUGUCUUCGGAAUUCACCCCUGAGACCGAGCGGCAGCGACUUCAGUACCUGGCAUUCAUGCAGCCUCACUUGCUGGGAAAUGAGUUCACACAUUUGGAGUUCCCCAGGAGAGUGCAGAGGAAGGAGCUCGGGAAGAAGAUGCUGUACAGGGACUUUAAUAUGACAGGCUGGGCAUACAAAACCAUUGAGGAUGACGACUUGAAGUUUCCUCUUAUAUAUGGAGAAGGCAAGAAGGCCCGGGUAAUGGCAACUAUUGGAGUGACCAGGGGACUUGGGGACCAUGACCUGAAGGUUCAUGACUCCAACAUCUACAUAAAACCGUUCCUGUCUUCAGCUCCAGAGGUUAGAGUCUACGAUCUCUCCAGAUAUGAGCACGGAGCAGACGACGUGUUGAUCUUGGCUACGGACGGACUCUGGGAUGUCUUAUCCAAUGAAGAAGUAGCGGAAGCAGUCACUCAGUUUCUUCCCAACUGUGACCCGGAUGACCCUCACAGGUACACACUGGCAGCUCAGGACCUGGUGAUGCGUGCCCGAGGCAUCCUGAAGGACAGAGGAUGGCGGAUAUCAAAUGACCGACUGGGCUCAGGAGACGACAUUUCUGUAUACGUCAUUCCUUUAAUACAUGGAAACAAACUGUCAUGAAAGGGACCCAGGGGACUGGGAGGGCAGACAGAAAGAAAACUGGGAUGCCUCUAAGCAGGGCGGAACUGGGGAGUGCCUGGGCUGGAUUCCAGGUGAUGCAAUUUCUUCCCAGCCCAGAUGGGGAAUUUGCUGCCAGAAGGCCUGUGGCUUUGCUUUCAAGGUGACCCUUAGGUUUCCAUUCUUCUUUAGUACCAGGUCUGGACACUGAACAAGAGCAAAAUACACAGUCUGCUACUGGGUGUUUCUGUCUCUCUUAGUUUCCAUUGUAGGGCUCCUGGGUGGCUAUUGCCUAUUUGGGGCACAGGCAUAAAUUUAUUUAUUUUAUCUACAAUAGCAGGGACAGCCAUUUCAGGUGUAACUGGCAGAUGACUCCUCAGCCUGUCAAGCUGCCGGCCUCCCUCCAGGUGAAGAGCCACAUUGAAAAGUUGGGGACCAUGCCUCAGAAAGUGUGAGCACCCAUCUUACACGCUCCAGCUACUUCAGGGAUUCUGCCUGCCUUGUUCUGUCUCGUCCCUUCUCCUCCUCUCCUGACUCCCUCCGUUUCUCUAGAUUCUCCGUGCUACUGAUGGGGUGAAGCAAAGGUUUUGGUUUUUGUUUCUUUUUGACGUUCCUUGAAUCUUCCUCGUUUCUCUCCACUGGGACUUUCCAAUUCAUUGCUGGGCAGGUUCCAUAUCAGCCCAGUCUGAUCUGACUUGUUCCAUGUUCUGUGUCCCAUACACACGUGUAGUUGCCCAGAGCAAUGCCACAUGUGAAAGAUUGUCUUCGUAUUAUAACAUUUGCCCUCGAGUUCUGUUUUCUCACCAAAUCAGUCUUUGCUUUAAAAUGUGGGUGAUUUACUAGACCCACAGACCCUGCUCUUUGAAGGUCCCUCUGUGCUUCUUGAGAUUCUGCUGUGAGGGAAAGGUUGGUUUUUCACUUCUGGACUGGGUGGGUACUCUCCCCGCUUCUGUGUCCUGGAGACACAUAAGAAGCAGCAUCCAGUACAGCAGCUUGGGAGGGAAGAGUGUGGGACUCAGGCUUCCUAGGUCUCUGACUGCUCUCCAGCUCCCUCCACAGGAAGUGUGGGCAUCACAGUUCCGCCAAGCAGUCACACCUGUCACCUUCGCUUAAGGGUACAUGGGAUGGCAGUUGAAUAAAAGCGGAUUUGAAUUGGG